UAGGACGUCAAGUGCGAUGAAAAGCUUUGCGAAGAGGAGCAGGAUCCCGGCAGACACAAGAUGCCAACAGACGUUUUGGUGUUCAUUGUGGGAGUAAUUCUACUCAUGUUGGUGGGAGUGUUCCUGCAAUUUUUUUUUAAAUCCGCAUCAAGAAACAACUCUCCCAAUGGGAAAACUCCACCAGGCCCUCCAAGCAGAUUUCUUAUCGGCAACAUGAUGGAGCUAACUCACGACCAUCUGCCAAUUCACCUAACUCAUCUAGCGCAGCGUUACGGACACAUCUACCAACUUAAAUGUGGAAACACUUGCAUGGUGGUUCUGAACAGCAGUGAGGUCAUAAGAGAAGCUUUGGUGAAGAAAUGGUCAGACUUUGCAGGCAGGCCCGUUUCAUUCACAGGACGUAUUGUGUCCGGUGGCGGGCGUUCCAUAUCUCUGGGAGACUACAACGACGAAUGGCGAGCUCAUCGUCGCCUGGUCCACGGCGCUUUGAUGCAAUGCUGCCGUCGUUCUUUGCAUGAGGUGAUUGAAAAGCAGGCGACGCAUCUCUGCAAGGUUCUGAAGGCCUACCAAGGCAGUGCCGUUGAUCUCUCUGAGGAUUUCACAGUGGCGGCCAGUAAUGUGAUCACCACUUUGACUUUUGGAAAGGAAUAUGACAAGAAAUCAACAGAGCUGCAGGAAUUGCACAAAUGUCUGAAUGAGAUUGUCGCUCUAUGGGGCUCCUGUUGGAUUUCCGCCCUGGACUCCUUCCCUUUGCUGAGAAAAUUACCCAACCCUGUUUUCUCCCGACUCAUGAAAGAGGUGACCAAGAGGGACAACAUCAUACGCAAACAUCUCAACAACUACAAGUCACAAGACGAGAAACCCGAAGGCACCAUCACGGGCUGCUUACUCGAGGGACUCGAAACAAAGAAUGGAGAGCUGCUGACGGACACUCAUGUCCACAUGGCCAUUGUGGACCUUCUUAUUGGAGGAACAGAGACCACUGCGGCCUGGCUCAACUGGACCGUAGCCUUCCUCUUACACAGACCGGAGGUCCAGACGCAGGUGUACAAAGAGCUUUGCACCGUACCAGAGGGUCGCUAUCCCACUUAUAGCGAGAAGCCCAAACUUCCCAUCUUGAGCGCCCUCAUCAACGAAGUGCUCCGUCUCAGGCCCGUCGCUCCUCUUGCCGUACCUCACAGAGCCGUACGAGAUAGCAGUAUUGCAGGUUAUUUCAUCCCCAAGAACACAGUGAUCAUUCCAAAUCUUUUUGGAGCUCACCAUGAUCCUUCAGUGUGGAACGAGCCGCACCACUUCAAACCAGAACGUUUCCUGGAGGGAGGAGGGGCCUCCCCAAGAGACUUGGUCCCCUUUGGAGGAGGUGCUCGUCUCUGCUUGGGGGAGUCAGUUGCUAAAAUGGAGCUUUUUCUUUUUGCGGGUUAUUUGCUGAGAGAUUUUUACUUCUUUCCCACUGAUGCCCGUCUCCCUGACCUGAGGGGCAUUGCUAGUGUUGUACUCAAGGUCAAGGAAUACAAAGUUAUUGCAUGUCCCCGACUUGUUGACAAUAAUUAAAGUCCUGAACUCUC
Messenger RNA from Syngnathus typhle (broad-nosed pipefish), 1565 nucleotides. RefSeq names its product steroid 21-hydroxylase (gene cyp21a2). NCBI's taxonomy places the organism in Eukaryota, Metazoa, Chordata, Actinopteri, Syngnathiformes, Syngnathidae. The transcript is spliced from 12 exons. The coding region runs from base 61 to 1551 and encodes 496 amino acids. The record is from RefSeq and is a predicted model, not a curated record. Gene Ontology annotation, molecular function: heme binding; iron ion binding; steroid 17-alpha-monooxygenase activity. Gene Ontology annotation, biological process: progesterone metabolic process; hormone biosynthetic process.